AUGCAUUCUUCAACAACGACUACUUAUCUUCAAGAGCCCAGUACAAAGAACGAUCAAAAUGGAAACGCGAGUACAAUUGUAAGAAUUUUGAAAUUAUCUCCUCAAAAGAUGGUUCGAUGGGAUGAAAAUACGAUUGAUAACGAAAACGCAAAAAAGAAAUCAUCAAAAAUUUGUUGCAUAUAUCAUAAACCAAGAGAAUUCGGCGAAAGUUCAGAUUCAAAUUCAGACUCAGAUUCAUCUGACAGUGAACAUAAUUGUGAUUCUUGUUCAAAAAAAGAUAACCAGAAGAAUGAAGCGAAAGAUGAAAAAGAAUUAAAAAACUAA
Plasmodium relictum is the source of this 324-nucleotide messenger RNA. RefSeq names its product protein phosphatase inhibitor 3, putative (gene I3). Gene Ontology annotation, molecular function: protein phosphatase 1 binding; protein serine/threonine phosphatase inhibitor activity. The record is from RefSeq and is a predicted model, not a curated record. NCBI's taxonomy places the organism in Eukaryota, Apicomplexa, Aconoidasida, Haemosporida, Plasmodiidae. Gene Ontology annotation, cellular component: nucleus. The transcript has 4 exons. The coding region runs from base 1 to 324 and encodes 107 amino acids.